AUGUUGGUCUCCCUGACCGUUGGGAAGGUCGAUGCUGGCGUUGCAGUCCUUCUCACGGAAGAUAAUCGACUGAUCGAAUUCCCGUCUGUCCUUUUGCCGAGGAAUAUUACAUCUGGAAGCAUAGUCGACAUCACUGUAUCUCCAAACGAAGCAGCCGAAGCCGCGGAUCAAGCUGCAUCCAAAGCUCUACAGGACAAGAUCCUUAAUACCUAUGGAAUCAAUACACCUUCUCCCCCUGAAUUACGACUGAAGAAUGCGACACAGACCUCCGUGGUAUUGGAAUGGGACCCAAUACAGCUAGCUACCGCCUCGCUUAAGUCCUUGUCCCUCUACCGCAAUGGCUCAAAAGCAGGAUCCAUUCCACGGCCGCUCGAAAUGCUCAGCACGAAAAUAAGCGGCCUUGCGAUUGAUACAGAAUAUACUUUCCAACUCAUCCUUCGUACCUCCGCCGGAAUGUUUAGUUCCGAGAAACUAGUCUGUCGAACUCAUAAAAUGACAGAUUUAUCUGGAAUUACGGUUACUGCAGGAAUUCUCCCUGACAAUUUAAGAGAGUCUCUCGCAAAUGCAGUGGAUAGAAUUGGAGGGAAGCUUAUCGAUACGGUUCGUAUUGAUACGACGCACUUUGUCUGUACGGAGGGUAGAGGCCCAGCCUGGGAGAAGGCAGUUGAGAUGAACAUACCUGUUGUCCGCCCGGAGUGGGUAGAAGGGUGUGAACGUGAAGGCACUAUCGUGAGUGUGAGAGGUUACUAUUUGAAUGCCGAUCCGAAAUUACGACAGAUUGGCCCAGGAGUUGGCGCACAACAAAAUAAGAAAAAUUCAAUCUUGAGCUUACCAACACAUGGGCGACAAAAUAGUAUGGCUACAUCUCGGUCAUCACCCGAGAAUAACCAAAACCCCCCAGUUACACCAUUCCCCGGCGGGCCCAGAAGUGAGGUUCCUAACGGCCUGAGACCAGAAGGCGGUUCACCACCACCUCCACCACCAAAAGGUGACAACAACGGGUCCUCAAAGGAUCUUCCUAGCCCUCCAGUAUCCAAAGAUGACAACGAAGAGGAGGAAAAUGGAAAAGAUAAUGAGACAAGGGAGAAGAACCAUAUAGCGUCUGAUGAUGAUGCAGCAACAAAUGAUGAGGAUGAUAGAAAACCAACCAAUGGGCAGCUACAUGAGAAGUCUCCAGCUUCUCGCCCUGCCUCAGAUGAUACGAGAGAUGAUACUGAACUUCAAUCACCGGCCCCGGACGCAGAAGCCUCUAAAGAAUCAGGGAGCGGAAAAAACACUAAAGGAGCCAGCACAGAUGAAGCAGAGAUGGAAGAAGUGACACUAUGA
Molecule: messenger RNA, 1326 nt
Organism: Nannizzia gypsea CBS 118893
Lineage: Eukaryota; Fungi; Ascomycota; Eurotiomycetes; Onygenales; Arthrodermataceae
Product: chitin biosynthesis protein CHS5
Exons: 2
Coding region: 1-1326 (441 amino acids)
Biological process (GO): conjugation with cellular fusion; Golgi to plasma membrane transport
Cellular component (GO): exomer complex; trans-Golgi network
Molecular function (GO): protein dimerization activity
Source: RefSeq, a predicted model, not a curated record